AAGGACCUGCCUUGCUGGGCAUCCAGAAUGUGCUGAGAACCCAGCCUUCUUCAGCUCUUUUUUGUGAAGGAACGGAAGCAACGUCGACACGACUGGACCAGGAUCUGGUAACCUUCCAAGACGUGGCUGUGUCUUUCUCUGAGGAGGAGUGGGCGCUGCUGGAUCCAGGCCAAAGAGAUCUCCACAGGGAAGUCAUGGAGGAGAAUUUGGUCCACCUGGUGUCUCUGGACCAAAGGUCUACUCUGCUUCAAGUAUGGUCAGGAACAGUCGGUGUGAAGGAAGAGAAACAGAGGAAGAAAAUUGAAUCGGGAAGCAUCCAUGAAAUCCCACUGCGAAAAGGGGUGGCCCAAAGCAGCAGAAGUAGUACGUGUUCAGUGUGUGGGAAAAAUCUCCUCAGCAAAGCUGGUAUAAAUGCUCACUGGACAAAUCACAGGGGAAAGAAACAACUUAUGUGUUCAGAAUGUGACAAAGGUCGGGGUGACCAUUCAUGCCACGGGCCCUGUGUGAGAAUCCAUGGAGAAGCAAAACCGUUUAGGUGCUCAGCCUGUGGGAAGUGUUUUGCUCGGAGCACAAGUCUCUGUUCUCACAUGCGAGUCCACACCGGGGAGAAACCGUUCGAAUGCACGGAAUGUGGGAAGUGUUUCGGUCAGAGCCGAUACCUCAAUUCCCACAUGAGAAUCCACACAGGAGAGAAACCCUUUAAAUGUUUGGAGUGUGGGAAGAGCUUCAGUCAGAGCACAAACCUUGCUUCCCAUGUGAGAAUCCACACUGGGGAGAAACCCUUUAAAUGCCUGGAAUGUGGGAAGAGCUUCAGUCUCAGGGGUAGCUUGAGUUCUCAUCAACGAAUCCACUCAGGAGAGAAACCGUUUACCUGUUUGGAGUGCGGGCGGACCUUCAGGCACAAUUCAAACCUUACUUCUCACCUCAAGACCCACACGGGGGAGAAGCCAUUUAAAUGUUCCGAAUGUGGAAAAGGUUUCAGUCAGAGUGGAAGCCUUAUUUCCCAUAUUAGAAUUCACAAAGAUGAGAAACUGUUUAGAUGUUUGGAGUGUGGAAAGACCUUCAACCAUGUUGCAAACCUUACUGUUCAUCAGAGGAUUCACACUGGGGAGAAGCCAUUUAAAUGCCUCGAAUGCGGAAAGAGCUUCAGGCACAGGGAAAGCCUCAUUUGCCAUCAGCGAAUUGACACGGGUGAGAAACCAUUUAAAUGUUCCGAGUGCGGGAAGAAUUUCAGCCACAGCACACACCUGGCAUCCCACAUGAGAAUCCACACAGGAGAUAAACCUUUUAAAUGCUCUGAAUGUGGGAAGACCUUCCGCCACACAGCGAACCUUUCUUACCACCAAAAAAUGCAUAAAGGGGAAAAGCCAUUUCAAUGUGUGGUCUGUGGGAAGUCCUUCAUUCGAAGCACAUACCUCGUUCACCACAUGAGAACGCACACUGGAGAGAAACCGUUUACUUGUUUGGAGUGUGGAAAGCACUUUGGCCGGAGCACAACACUUAACAACCACAUGAGAACCCACACCAGGGAGAAACCCUUUACAUGCCUGGAGUGUGGGAAAACCUUUGGCAUUAGAGCACAAUUUACUUUUCACCAAAAAGACGCACACAGAGAUGAAGAAGCUGUUUAAGUGCUCCCAGUGUCACAAGUCCUUCAGGAAGAGCACAGACCUGACGUCCCAUCAGCGAAUCCAUACAGGUGUGAAUUUUGCAAAGAUUUCUCCACAACCUAUAAUCUAAUAAAUAAUAACCAU
Pogona vitticeps (central bearded dragon) is the source of this 1754-nucleotide messenger RNA. Lineage: Eukaryota; Metazoa; Chordata; Lepidosauria; Squamata; Agamidae. The record is from RefSeq and is a predicted model, not a curated record.